AUGCCAGUCUGCGUCCACUGCCUGAAAUCGUUCGACGUAGCCGCGCCGACGCCCUGCAAGACGCACCCCGGCUCCUGGCAAGGCUCCGAGCGCGGCAAACUGCACGGCACCUCUUCAUCCGACCCGGCGGUGGCGCACCUACCGCUGAUUGUCUACGCCUGGGACUGCUGCGGGAGCGAUGACCCGGACGCCGAAGGCUGCGUCAGCGGCGCACACCGGUCCUUCGACGACGGGUAGCGAUGCCCAACCCGUCGACGAAGACGCUGCGGCGCCGGCGCCUGCGCCAGCGCCGGCCGACGACGGUUCCGAUUCCGACAGCAGUGACGGCGAGAUCCCGUUGUGCGACGCGCCCGUCGUGAAGAAGCGGAAAGUCGAGGCACAAACCUCACAAAUUUCGAUGACGGACUCCGAGCGGUACAAACGAGACGACGCGGGCUGCGCAGAUCGACUCAAGAAGCGUGAAGCGGACCAAAUGGUGCCGUGCAUUGACCCCGAAAUCGGGGAAGACGAUCAAGGCGUCGGCGCUCGGUUUCAGGGCUACGACGGCUUCACGAUCGGUGGGCCGCCGGUGUUUCGGUAG
Messenger RNA from Pelagomonas calceolata, 580 nucleotides. Lineage: Eukaryota; Pelagophyceae; Pelagomonadales; Pelagomonadaceae. The record is from the annotation of a GenBank genome assembly.